UAUCAUAAUAACAAAAUAAGACAGGGAGAGUUCUAACUUUCCUCUCUGUCGUUCAACUGAGGUAAGAAGCUUUGAUUCCAGAUCUGUGAAAAUCUAAUGGGAUUUUCGAGCAUGCAUUCAUAGAUUCGAAGAGAGGGAUAAGAAAUGAACACAACCAUGUAUAGUGGUUCGGUGUUUUUAACCCACCUACAUCCACUAUUGGAAGAUCUUCAAGUUCUUUAUACAACAGUUUCAAGAUUACAAAAGCUCGAUAAGUUUUUCUUUUACAACUCCCUCUAAAAAAUACUCAUUGACAUCUCUCUCUGAAAAAACAAUUUCUCUACAUUCUUUACAUUGUGUUUCCCUUUUUAUACAGAUAGGUAAUGAUUAGAGAAAAUAACAGUCUGUAACAACUUGCUAACUGUUUCUGUUUGUUUGAACAGGAGUCUGAGGAGACAGAAAACUUAGAUGGAGCUGAUGUUUUGGGUUCAUAAUGUCAAUAAAGGUGAAGAUGGUUCUGAUGAUAUAAACAAACUUAAGCUAACUAAAGAACAAUCUACCAUUUUGGAAGAAAGCUUCAAACUUCACAGUACUCUUAACCCUAAGCAAAAGCAAGCCUUAGCUAGAGAGUUAAAUCUCCGGUCUGGACAAGUUGAAGUUUGGUUUCAGAAUCGGAGAGCCAGGGCAAAGCUAAAGUAAAAAGAGGUAGAUUGCAAGAACUAAAAGCCCUGAAAUUAGCACAGCCUCUGUUCGUGCAAAUGCCUACAGCGACAUUCAUAUCUGCCCAUUUUGCGAGUGGAUAGAUGGUGGCGGUGUCGCCAAUACCAAGGGCCCAGGUUUUUAUGGCUCCCAAUUAGAGAGGUCUAAUUUCUCGAAAAAAGUUCUCAGAUAGGGAAGCCCGUUCCCUUUCAAAUUUAUCUGUCAACAUAAUAAAUAUAUUAUUAUGUGAAUAAUUUAAUUUAUAUGUAUUUCUUUCUACUAAAA
Molecule: messenger RNA, 963 nt
Organism: Benincasa hispida (wax gourd)
Lineage: Eukaryota; Viridiplantae; Streptophyta; Magnoliopsida; Cucurbitales; Cucurbitaceae
Source: RefSeq, a predicted model, not a curated record